Molecule: messenger RNA, 1410 nt
Organism: Strongylocentrotus purpuratus (purple sea urchin)
Lineage: Eukaryota; Metazoa; Echinodermata; Echinoidea; Camarodonta; Strongylocentrotidae
Product: MARVEL domain-containing protein 1
Exons: 5
Coding region: 129-797 (222 amino acids)
Cellular component (GO): membrane
Source: RefSeq, a predicted model, not a curated record
UGCGCGCGCUAGCUAUGUGCAUAAUAUAGCUCUAGAUAGCGUUAACGCGCGCAUUAUUAAAGUUAUUCGUUAAAUCUGCCGUCAAAGCUGGCGGAGGUUAUUCUUGUCGUCAAGAGAGAGUAACAAUCAUGGCAGAAACUGGAGGAUUUCCCGACACCCAUACAACAUCGACCUACUCGACUACGACAACUCAGCAGACGGCGUCACCAGGAGUCUCGUGUACGAUCGACAAAGGAUAUGCCACAUCACUGCCUGGUAUCAUUAGGAUAGUAGAGAUUAUUAUUGGAUUCCUGUACUGGACAGUGGUGGCCAGCUUCUCGUACUAUGGCUAUAUAUUUGCUGGUUAUAGCUGGGUAAUCUUUGUCGCUGUGAGCGCAUGGGUCGUCACGCUCAUACUCUAUAUUCUUUUCCUCUUAGCGCUGACCAAACGGGUGACCAUUAUCAACUGGGUGCUAACGGAGCUGAUCAACAAUGCUGCAGAUUGCUUGCUACAUUUCAUAGCUGCAAUAAUCAUCAGUGUACGUGCUGGCCAAUUUACCGGGGCUUCUCAGCAUGGCAAGCUUGUAUGGGGAUGUCUGUGCGGAUGGACCCUCGUUGUCCUCUAUGGCAUCAGUACAUUCUUCAACGUUCGUGAAUUCCAAGCCAUGGGCGGAGUCAGCACCUUGCGCUUCCCUGGCCAGGCCACCACGACUACCACCACAACUACAACCACCACACACCAGGUUGAGCAGCCCCCUGACUCCGUGGACGAGAAGGGCCAGAACCCCCCACCCUACCCCGGGGGCCCGUUCUCCUAAAUCCACCGUCCGUACUCGUCCGUCGUCAGUGGGUUGCCAAACCGGCCGUGGAGGGCCGAAAGAGAUCGCUUCUUGGAGGGGGGGGGUAACUUUUUUUUAAAGUUAAGAGAUUAAUACAUUUUUCUCAUAUUUUCUGUGGCUAGACUUUCAGUGUGGAGACACAUGUUUGCAGCUGUUCAGUGCAUAGUGAUUCAGACUUCAAUGUACUAUUUGCUAUCAUCUGUUCAGAGCCAGAAUAGGCAUUAACUCUGUGUUUAAAAUCCAUGAGAUAAUGCCCUUCUUGCUCUAAACAGACAAUAUCUGAUAUUUUCAAGUGAGUAGAAAAUUUACAAUAGAUUGUGCACCAAAAUGUAUCUUUAAAAAAAAGCUCUAUCAAAAUAAAAAUCAUCUACUGUGUUGAAAGAGAAAUUGUGACUUCUUUGCUUUUCAUUGUUCUGUAAAUGUCACAAUUCUUUACCAAUAUUUUUGUUUUGUUUUUUGUAAAUACAUACAAACAUACACACUUCGGGGAUAUCUUGCUGCCUGUUUUACUUUAGAUUGAUAUUGUGUUAUUGCCCCAAAAUGUUAGAUAGUACCUUUUGGAGAGUUGUGGCAAACGGGUUUGAAAUUGACA